This is a messenger RNA of Porites evermanni, 511 nucleotides long. The record is from the annotation of a GenBank genome assembly. NCBI's taxonomy places the organism in Eukaryota, Metazoa, Cnidaria, Anthozoa, Scleractinia, Poritidae.
AUGAAAAUUUUUUUCUGCGUUGUCCUUCUCCUUUUGGUUAUUACUCAGUCAUUACUUGUCCGUUCGGAUGUCCCACAAGCUGAGAAAAGGGCAUUAAGAGGGAGCCCUUUCGUGAUUAAGCGAUUCGUCCCUCAAGCGGAGAAACCAAGUAAAAGGGACCACAUAUGGGAUUACUUGUUUGAUGCGCAUGCCCAGGCUGAAGCAGAUCAAGAUCCGUGCCAGUGGCGUUGUCGAGACUGGUGCCAAAAACGAUGCAGAGACGAAGACGAAGAGUGCCUUGACGGAUGCUUGAACAUUUAUGGGCGUCGUUGGAGAAAGUGCAUACGGAAAUGUAAGAAUGGUGACCUCGAUCGACCAGAAGGGAAAGAGUGGGAUUCAGAGGAACAAGAAGAAGAAGAGGAAGAAGAAGAGUAGAAAAAAUAACGCCAGAUUUCAGUUUUUACGCCAAGAUAUAAAACAUUGCAGUUGCUAUACAUUGUCUUGUUCUGUAAUAAUUUGUGGAACAUUUUGA